This is a messenger RNA of Musa acuminata subsp. malaccensis (wild Malaysian banana), 681 nucleotides long. RefSeq names its product prefoldin subunit 5. The record is from RefSeq and is a predicted model, not a curated record. NCBI's taxonomy places the organism in Eukaryota, Viridiplantae, Streptophyta, Magnoliopsida, Zingiberales, Musaceae. Gene Ontology annotation, biological process: RNA polymerase II core complex assembly; RNA polymerase I assembly; RNA polymerase III assembly. Gene Ontology annotation, cellular component: prefoldin complex; cytoplasm.
CCGGGGCUGCGAGUGCCUCAAUUAGGGCUUCCGACAUGGAGAAGCUGAGCUUGGAGCAGCUAAGAUCCCUCAAGGAGCAGUCCGAUCUCGAGGUCAAUCUCCUUCAGGACAGCCUCACCAAGAUUCGCACCGCCGCUGGGCGGCUCGAGGUCGCCGCCGCCGCCCUCCACGAUCUGUCCUUCCGACCUCAAGGGAAGAAGUUGCUGGUCCCACUCACGGCGUCUCUUUACGUUCCCGGUACGCUCGAUGAUUCCGAGAAGGUUCUCGUCGACGUUGGAACCGGAUACUUCAUCGAGAAGACCAUGGCUGAAGGAAAAGACUAUUGUGAGAGAAAACUUUCCUUACUGAAGUCAAAUCAUGAUGAACUCACGGACAUGGCUACUAAGAAGAAACACAUAGCAGAUGAAGCUGGUAUAGUAUUACAAGGAAAACUCAGGCAGACAUCCACAAGUACAUAACUUAAGAUUGUUUGAACAAUUUUCAUUGUGAAGACUGUUACGAGGCUGCACCUUCAUUUAUGAUGCAUUUCACUAGCUUUGGGAAAAUGUUUCGGGUGUUCUUCUAGAGUGAAGUACCAAAGACUUCAAAUUUGUACUCUACAGUGUCGUGUUUUCUCCUCGGUUCAAGACACCCUUUGCAAGAAAUAUUUUAUCAACUGUUGAUACUGCAUUUCCUAUCUAA